AAUAAAUGAUAACACCAAAUAUGAAAUGAUAAUCGUGUCCAUAAAUAUUCAAAAUAAUAAUUACUGAACUAUAAAAGAGAGCAAAGAGAACAAAAACUUUGUUUCAUGAGCACAAAACUCGCAAACGAGUUUUCCUGGACGAAGGGCUCGCGGACAUGACGAGGCGGCGCGUGGACCUUCUAGAACAUUGUCGGAGCCGCAGCGGCGCGAAAAAUCCACUGCUGUCCAUCCUGAACCGAGAAAGAAUGGCGUUAAGAAAAGUUCUUUCGUCGAAGCCCCAAACCCCUUACUUUAAGCCCCCGGCAAUACACAUUUGUGUGGUUGCACUGAAGGACCAGCAUAGGGUCACGAGGUGGGACUUCCAGGACGGCAGAGCGGUGGCGGCCGUCACAAAAGCUAAUGCCGUCAUGGCCAUCAGCGACGGGCACUCCGUGGCCAAAGUGACCCUGUAUGAAGACCUGAAGGCCCAAGUUCAAGAGGGUGCUUCCUACGUGGUUCGUGGCUAUAACCUGAGGGGCAAUUCCCCUCCAUAUGCCUUUAAUGUCUCAAGGGAGACAGAAUUCUUUCGAAGCAGCGCCCUCGUCAUCGACGAGAAAUUACAAAACGAGGCCUUGAGGCUGAUCAAUCCUCGCUCGCCCCUGACCCCCCUCAGCACCUGCAGGGAAUCUGCUGGUCUGGUCACGGUGGAAGGGGAGGUGGUCGAGGUAAGUAACUUUCCGUUUAACGGGACUGCGAUAUAUAUAGCCAAUGUAGGUUGUUGCUGUAAAAUUAAGAGUGUAAGUCCGCCGGACUGCAGCUAUGAGAACAUUAACACCCAAAUCCACUGUGUUCAGGUGUCUGAGCUGAAGGAGGUGGUGGUGGCGAGGGACCGCGUGCCACUGCAAAACAUCACGUUGAAGCAGGGGGAAACAAAGGUGCCCGUGUCCCUCUGGAGGGAAACCGCCCUCCACUGCUGUGAGAUCGGGAACGUCCUGAGAGUGUCCCACCUGAGAGGGUCGGAGUCCAAUUAUGGAUUCCGGCUCCAAACAACGGUGGAGUCAGCAAUUGAGGCGGUCAGUUCCACGGCAGCGGAGGAGGUUGGAGUUUACGGGGCAACACCGGCACGCGGGGCUCCCGGAAGCCUAAAAGUGCUCCUGGAGGACGACAGGACGCUGUUCAUCGAGGAGAGCAAGUGGCUGCCAAUAGCUGCCAUAAUGGAAGCGCCACCCUUACCGGUCAAAAUAACCGUUAAAGGCAACACCAUUGUCGCCAUUGAAGCCAUGCGGAAGGAGGAGUAGCUGUUUGAGUUUCUUUUUGUUGUUGCUGUUUUUGCUGUUGUUUUAAUGUGUUCAUUAGGAAUCGGUUCUCCGUUGUUCAAAUUACCUUUCACAUUGUAUAGGAUGUUAUUAAUCAAUUUGCCAAAGUUCAUGUGUUCUGUUUUUGUUCUAUGUUAACCUUUUGUAAAAUGGAUGUAUAAUCAGUUUAAUCAAUUCAAUCAGUUUAAUCAAUUCAAUCAGUUUAUUCAAUUCAAUCAGUUAUGACAAAUCCAUGUAAUCGUGCAGUCUGUGUUCAAUGUCCAAUCAAUACAUGUUUUAAUCUCUGAUUACUGAUUCAAUUUUCAAUCAAUAAAUGUUUGUCACAAUUCUCGACUUUUCUUUUAAAGUCUUCAAAAUCCCCGUGUAGCCACGGAUAGUGCUAUUAUUUGAUUACUGUGUGGAUGUUAAAAAGCCUUUAAUUUUUGCCCACAAAUGAUAAUUUACUCCUCGCGUGUUUCAGCAUUAACUCUGAUCAUUUGUAGCCGGCAUCGUGUGACGUCUGCCUUUGUUAGAGCGCUCUGUUUAGGACAGUUCUAAUCAGUCUGUCGCUUCCACUCUGCCGCAACUCUCCCCAUAGCAACCAGAGCCCCGCACACACAAGCAGCCGCUACGUCACACAUAAACAAAUGACUCUGUAUCCAGUCAGCUGACGCUACCGGCAGCUAGCUUUCGUCGGCUAGCGCUACUAUCGCGCUAGCUUUGCGGUGGCUGACAAGUUAUGUCAGCAAGCGCAAACAAGUUGUACGAAGCUACUGCUGCUCUUGUAUUUAGCCAGCUAGCCUACGUGGAUAACCGUCACUCUGUCUGUCUGUCUGUCUGUCUGUCUCUCACUAUUAGCUACGGAAAUGGACGAGGGUCUCUGUUAGCUGUCCCCUUCCCGAGUACUGAAAGCAGCGCUUUACGCAGUGGCUGUUUAGCACAACAAUGUCAAAUAUAUACCUGUGUAUGAACAUCUAUCUAUCUAUAUAGAUAGAUAGAUAGAUAUAGAUAUAGAUAAAUGCACACGUGUUAUCUAUCU
Pungitius pungitius (ninespine stickleback) is the source of this 2313-nucleotide messenger RNA. RefSeq lists its product as uncharacterized. Bases 156 to 1277 code for a protein of 373 amino acids. The record is from RefSeq and is a predicted model, not a curated record. The transcript has 4 exons. Lineage: Eukaryota; Metazoa; Chordata; Actinopteri; Perciformes; Gasterosteidae.